AUGGAGGAGGCGAGCGAUGCUGAGCUUGAAAGUAUUGAAAGUAGAGGAAAGGCAUUGAGUAUCGCGAAGGAGCCAUAUGAAUUUGCCAUGAGCGGCAACUGGGAAGGCCUAAAAAAAUUCUACAAGAAGGGUGAUAAGAAGACAGAGGAAAUAGUUGGCCAAUUGACAAUGAACAACGACACUGCACUUCACGUCGCAGCCUUCGCCGAGCCGAAAGUGCUUGAGUUUUUUAUUUCACUGAUAAAAGCAUAUCAUGAACCUAGCUUGUUAUGCCUUGCGUUGAACGGGCAGAACAACCAUGGCAACACCGUUUUUCAUGAGGUGGCUGCGUCUGGAAAUCUGAACGCAGCAAAGCACUUUUUGGAAUUGGAAAACAGAGUUGAGAGUGAGCCUGGAUAUCAACGUGUGCUAAAGAUUGAGAACAAGUUAGGAGAGACCCCACUCUACAGGGCAGCUGCUUUUGGUCAAACGAAGGUUGUCGAAUAUUUGGCUUCCAAAAUGGAGGAUAAGGAGCUGCACUUCAAACGAAAGAAAGAUGAAAUAUCCAUUCUUCAUAUUGCGGUCAUCGGCCAACAUUUUGGUCUCUCUCUCUCCCUCUCCAAAAUUUGA
This is a messenger RNA of Prunus armeniaca (apricot), 609 nucleotides long. NCBI's taxonomy places the organism in Eukaryota, Viridiplantae, Streptophyta, Magnoliopsida, Rosales, Rosaceae. The record is from the annotation of a GenBank genome assembly.